Molecule: messenger RNA, 1275 nt
Organism: Opisthorchis viverrini
Lineage: Eukaryota; Metazoa; Platyhelminthes; Trematoda; Opisthorchiida; Opisthorchiidae
Exons: 4
Coding region: 1-1275 (424 amino acids)
Source: RefSeq, a predicted model, not a curated record
AUGGUGGUGCCCAUUUUCAAAAUGGGUACUCGCAUUGAAUGUAGCAACCACAGAGGUGUUAGUUUGACGCUUGUUGGGACAAAGCUUCUAUCGUCAUUGAUUCUUCGUCGUCUUAUGGCGGCACGCGAAGUCUUGACUCGUAAGAAUCAAGCGGGUUUCCGACCGGGUCGAAAAUGCGUUGACUACAUCUUCACACUCCGUCAGGUGUUAGAACAACGCCACAUGUACAGACGACCCACAAUCCUGGUAUUCCUUGACUUCAAGGGUGCACUCUCCCCAUUCUUGUUCAACUUCGUCAUCGAUGAAAUAAUGAGGCGAACACUGGACGGUUUUCAAAAUCCCGGUGUUCAAAUUGUUGCUGGCGAAAGCUUUUUCGAUCUGGAGUACGCAGAUGACAUCGCCCUCAUUUUCGAAGACCAUAGCAAAGCACAAGCCCUGUUGAAUGAACUGACCGUCAUCAUACCAUCUUUCGGCAUGCGCCUUGCAACUUCAAAGUGCAAAGUCCUGCUUCAGAACGUGCCCUCUACGAACAUAUCCCUUACAAUUCAAGCAGAAUCACUGGAGAUCGUGGAAAACUUUACAUACCUCGGUAGCUGCAUUAGCUCUGACGGAAGUGUGUCUGAUGAAGUCAGUGCAAGCGUCUCAAAGGCCCGAAUCACGUUUGCUAAUUUGUGUCACUUGUGGCGUCAAAAAGUAAGGGCUGUGUUGUUGUAUGGGUGCGAGGCAUGGCCUCUGCGGACAGAUGAUGUGAGGCGUCUUCGGGUAUUCGACCACCGAUGCCUCAGGGGGGUGGCUGGUUUAGGAUGGCGUCAGCGUGUCAGUAACGCGGCGAUUAGAAAACGGGCACCUCAAUCCGGGAAAGCAUCCAGCAUAAUCGACUACGAUGGCUCGGUCAUGUGCUACGCAUGCCGAAACACCGUCUACCGAGAUGAGUGCUUUUCUCCGUGCCUCCUUCAGGAUGAUGCAAACCGCGAGGUGGACAGCACAUGGCUUGGUAGAAGGGCGUCAAAGAGAUCACGAAGAGUUUGGAUGUUGUUGGUGUUGUGCGACUUCAAGGAUGGGGUCCCCGUGACCCCAUCUGUGCUUGGCUGGAGACGUUGCAAGAAAUGGCGGCUAAUCGAUGUCAGUGGCGUUCGUGCUACGACAAUGGAUCACUUCAUGGGAUUUAAGGCAAACAUAGACCCAUCACUAAUUGAGACAAGUGAACAGCCGUCGGAAGGAAAAAGCAGUUCGGUUCGCCGAUUGUUCCAAUCCACCAAAUGGUGUUGCGUAUAG